This is a messenger RNA of Trichomonas vaginalis G3, 858 nucleotides long. RefSeq names its product glycosyltransferase family. The transcript has a single exon. Lineage: Eukaryota; Parabasalia; Trichomonadida; Trichomonadidae. Gene Ontology annotation, molecular function: glycosyltransferase activity. The record is from RefSeq and is a predicted model, not a curated record. The coding region runs from base 1 to 858 and encodes 285 amino acids.
AUGAAAAUUGUUGGAUUUUAUGAUGUCGGUAUAGCAUACGUCCAACAUUAUUGGCAAUGGAGCCAUGUAAUUCAUGAUUUUUGUUCAGGUUUAAUGUAUUUACCAGAACAUUUGAAGAAUGUACAUGUUGUAACACUCCAAACAAAUGCAGGAUAUUAUCAUACUAUUCAAUGGCUUAAUUUCCUCGGAUAUAAUGCUACAGUACUAAAUUUGAAUAAUCAAGAGCAAGUUUUUGUCAAAGAACUUUAUUUCGUGACAGGAUGUGAACAUGCUCAUUCAGUUACAAUUGGUGGCAUCAAGAGAUUGCGAAAUGUUGUUAGAAACAAAUUAAAUUUAACUACGAUUAAACCAACAAAGUAUUACGUGUUUAAUAGAGUAGGCAGAAAUCUACGACAAAUACAGAACCAUGAACAGCUACUUGAAGCUCCGAAUAAAGAUGUUAAACUCCCCGAUAAUCAAGUUUGGCAUUAUUAUGCUCCAUUCAUUAAAAAGAUUGAAUAUGCAGCUAAGUUCUUUGCUCACAUUAGGGCUUUUAUUUGUCCUAGCGGUUCAACGGUCUACAAUACCAUAUAUAUGCAAGAAAAAACACCAAUGCUUUUAAUUUUUGGCCACUUUGAUAAACCAAACAUUCAGCUAUGUUUAACAUCCAAUUUAUACAUGAUUGGCAUUACAAUUCCCCUUCCAAAGAACUUGAGUGCAAAUUACCUUGUAAAUAUUCCUCAAGCAGUUACUUUAGCCAAGAAAAUAGUUUACUGUUCAGAACACGGUCACUGGGAUAAUACACUUGGACUGGUUCAUGCAGUUACGAAAGGUGAUUACAAUUUUGAUCCUAUUAUUGAUGUUCCUAUGAAAAACUAA